UCAUUCGCCAUUUUGAUAUAGUCGAGUAAGGCCGAGACGACGUAGUGAACGUUGAAGUUGCAGCUAACCAGAGACGUAAACAACAAAAACGCAGACGUUUUGGACAAAGAAAAAAUAGAUAACUAUGAGUGGUUGUCGUGUCUUCAUUGGCCGCUUGAGCCCACACGCCAGAGAGAGAGAUGUGGAGAAGUUUUUCAAGGGAUAUGGACGCAUUCGGGAAAUCAACUUGAAGAAUGGAUUUGGAUUUGUGGAGUUUGACGACCACAGAGAUGCAGAUGAUGCCGUGUAUGAGUUGAAUGGCAAAGAAUUGUGCAGUGAAAGGGUCACUAUUGAGCAUGCCCGCUCCAGAAAAGGUAGAGGUGGCGGCCCUGGAAUGGGUCGUUUCGGUGGUGGAGGCGGUGGUGGUGGCGGCGGCGGAUAUCGCCCGUCUCGUAGCAGUGGAUCCAGACCGGACAGGUAUGGCCCUCCUGUGCGGACUGACCAUAGACUCAUUGUGGAGAACCUGUCUUCACGGAUUAGCUGGCAGGACCUGAAAGACCUGAUGAGAAAAGCAGGUGAAGUUACCUUUGUGGAUGCUCACAGACCCAACAAAAACGAAGGAGUGGUUGAGUUUGCAUCUCGCAGUGACUUGAAGAAUGCCAUCGCUAAGCUUGAUGGGACUGAACUGAACGGACGCAAGUUGAAGAUUUUUGAGGACCGCAGAAGUCACAGCAAGAGUCGCUCCCGUUCCCGCAGCUACUCCCGCUCAAAGAGUCGUUCCAGGAGCCGCAACCGUUCCAGGAGUCACUCCAGGUCUGCCAGUCGCACCCCAGAGAGGAGGUCAUCAGGAGGGGGAAAGUCCGCCGCCAGAUCCCCCUCCAGAUCCAAGUCUCGCUCCAAGUCCCGCUCCAGGUCUCGCUCACGUUCACCUGCUCCCGCUCAGAACAAACAGUCUCGCUCUCGCUCUCGCUCUCGAUCUCCUUCACGUUCCCGCUCAGCCUCAGCAGACAGCAAACACUGAGAGUGGCACACCUGUAGGCCGUAAAAUAGACUGAUAGGUGUUCACCAUAGGUCUGAAUGGUGGCAUGUAAUUUUAAAUUUCUUUUUUUUUUCUUUUUUUUUUUUUUUAAUUGAAGGGGAGGAAAUUGCCUUUAAUGGCUUCUUUUGAAAUCAAAUCUUGAGUCAUUAAUGUGCCCACAUUGGCUUUGAUUUCUUUUUGUUUUUUGUUAGUUUGGAUGUGCUUCCAUGGGAAAAAAAGGUUUUUGUUUUCCUCUUACUUCAUGAUUUCUAAUUCCCACUUUUAAACCCCCUUCAUAUUUUGUUGAAAUGCCGUGUGACAGAAAACAUUUUGCUCGGUGAUGGUACCUGUCGCACUCCUGCAGCCUGUCCUAGCUGUCUGCCACGUUAUGAUUCCAUCCACUCCCCUGUGCUUUGCCAAAGUGUUCAGAGAACUUCAAGGUUAGGUGGGAAUGGUGCUCAUUCCCCAAAUUGUCGAGUAUGUUUUUGUUUGUAAUGCGAGCUCCUGGCAUUGCCGUGAAACUGUGAUUCUGCUUCUGAUGAGGCACCUGAACGGUGCCUCUACAUGUGUUGCAUUCACUGCCCAGAUAUGUGAAGAUAAAAAUGCAAACAUCUCAGUUGAUGGUUUAGUGCAGUUUUCUUGUGUAAUGAUGUUGGAAUCUGGCAUUAAUUUUGACUGCUUUUUUUUUUCCUUUUUUUUUUUUUAAACACUGCUGUAUCAGGACCUUGUCUCGUGUUGGUGAUUUAUUUUCUUUGCAUUUACGUGCUUAAACUCCAGCCUUGGCCUGUGGGGUGUUGUGGGUCUGAACACAAGUGUGUCUUUUUCAGCAAGAAGAAAUGUCUCUAAAUAAGUUUAUUAAUUUGAUACUAAUAAAACACUCACUGCAUAUUGUCAUUUAAUUUUUUGGUGAUGUCAAGAAAGAAUGGUGACUUCAUUUUUUAAAUAUUUUGUGAAUGUGGUUUGAGAGACUCUCAUACACAUUAUGUAGUUGAACUGAAUAAAGCUUUCACAAACUGCUAAA
Molecule: messenger RNA, 2018 nt
Organism: Chelmon rostratus (copperband butterflyfish)
Lineage: Eukaryota; Metazoa; Chordata; Actinopteri; Chaetodontiformes; Chaetodontidae
Gene: srsf5a
Product: serine and arginine rich splicing factor 5a
Exons: 8
Coding region: 125-1000 (291 amino acids)
Cellular component (GO): nucleus; cytoplasm; ribonucleoprotein complex
Molecular function (GO): mRNA binding
Source: RefSeq, a predicted model, not a curated record